GGAAGGCGUUUACAUUUUCUGAGGUUUGAAUAGAGGAGGGGGCUAAGCCAAGACUCUAGAGCGUGAUUAGGGUUCGGAAUAUCAUUGAAAUCAUCGCCGGCGAUAUUGACACUGCAAUCCUUCUUCUUCUUCUCUCAAUGUCGUUCGAUCGCAUGCCAUUCAUAGUAGGCAACAUGAAUUUGCAAAUGGAAAGUGAAUCAAAUGAGAAGCAAAUUAAGCAAGAGAGAUCAAGAACUAGAUGGACAACAUCUCAAGAUAAGAUAUUUGCGGAAUUGGUUGUCGGGCAGAUUCAACUGGAUAACAGACCAGACAGGGUUUUCGACAGGAAAACUUGGAGUAUCAUAAGAGACGAAUUCAACAGGCGGACAGGUGUUAACUUCAACAACAACCAAUUAAGGAAGCAUCUUGACGUCCUUCGUGCACGCUACUACAGUAUUAAAUCUACCUUAAAUCAGAACAACUUUGUUAUGGAGGAUCCAACCUCCAUUAGUUUUGACCUGUGGGAAGACAUUGGGUUCCAGGCACAACCGAAGCAAGAGCUGAUCAAGAUCAAGGACUGCCCUAUUUACGAUCAACUGUGCUUAAUAUUUGCUGAUUCAGGUGUCGAUGGGAAGUACGCUCAAUCGAGUCACUACGAACCGCUUGCUAUGUUAGAGAACGGUACUGAAGAUCCCAAGAAUAAUAAGCCGGGAAGUGUUAACUCUGUUCAAAAUACUAUCGACACUAUACUGGCAAGGAAAAGGAAAUGGUCAUCUGAGAACAGUUCCACUUUGGAGCAAACAAAGAAGGACCAAGAAACUAACGAUGUCAUGGCCAAGACUUUGAAGGAUAUGAUAGCUGCUUCAAAGUCGAAUUUUGUUGCAUCGUUCAAACAAGACAGAUAUACCAUAACUGAAUGUAUAAGAUCAUUGGAUGGUAUGGAGGAGAGGGUUGAGGGUCAUUUAUACUAUGCAGCUUUGGACCUGUUUGAUGAGCCUAGUCUAAGGGAGAUGUUCCUUUCUCUGAAAAGCGAUCAGAUGCGGUUGGCAUGGCUUCAGGGUAAAUGCUAUCAUACUACUACUACAGCUAGGCUAUGGAAAUGAUUGAUUAAUUGUUGAUGAUAGUCUUAGGUUUUCUAGUUGUAGAAUCCUAGGUUGUCAAAAGAAUGUAUAUAAUUCUCUCUUUCUGACACAUGGGUAAGUAAGAUCCUCCUCCUCCUCCUCCUUAUAUGUUUUGUUUGUUGUAAA
Molecule: messenger RNA, 1226 nt
Organism: Impatiens glandulifera
Lineage: Eukaryota; Viridiplantae; Streptophyta; Magnoliopsida; Ericales; Balsaminaceae
Product: L10-interacting MYB domain-containing protein-like
Exons: 3
Coding region: 138-1082 (314 amino acids)
Source: RefSeq, a predicted model, not a curated record